AUGCGGGGAGGCCCGGGCUUUGGGGGUCGGUGGACGAGGCGGAGGAGUCAGGCCCAUCACCCCGACCCUGCGGGCGCUGCACUUGUCACCAGCGCUGCUCGACGCUUCUGUCUCCGCUGGGACCGCUUUCCUUCCCAGCCCUUCCUGGCCGCCUGCCCGCCCUUCGUGGGGGGACCAGGGGCUUUCACUGCGGGGCUGACCCUGGCCUGUUGCGGGGCGGCUUCUUGGGGGCCCCCAACCAGCGAAUCCUGGGCGCCUCCAGGCCACAUCCCCGCCCUGGGCCCGGCGUCCCCUUUCCAGGGCCUCCGAAUCCAGCAUCAGAGCCCAAAGGCGGAGCAGGGGUGUCCAGAGGAGGCAGAGGAGAGCUGUCGCUGGGAGCGGCCUCUGAGAGCCGACACCGGGGGCCGGGACGCGAGAGACGGCUCGGGUCAUGGCCACAGGCAGGUCCGCGGACACCAGGCAGAGGGGCCAGCACAGCGGAGAAGCAUGCCGCUUUCCCCCCGCCUCUGGGGCCCCGGGCGCACUGCGCACUUUGCGUCCCCCACCCCUGCCUCCUUGCACACGGGCCUUGCUCUCCGCGUGGAUCUGCUCCGCGAGGGGCAGUCCCGCAACGCACAGGCUUCGGCUACAUCUGGGCGACCCGUCCCACGUGACGGCCGCAACGGUCCCGUCCGCCCCACUCACCAGCCUGUCCUGGAGUCCGGCCUCCUCCUCCUCCUCCGGGUCCUGACUCUGGCGUCCCUGAGCUUAGCGCUGUCUGCUGCUCUGCUGAUUCCCCAGCACCCCAGGCUUGGCCACUCAGGCCCCCGGCAGCCCAGCUCUAUCAGGCGGCGAACAAGACAGGUGUCCAGAGACCUCACUGCUGGCCGCUUGCCCGCUGGUAGAGGCCGCAUCCCGGGGGGCACACGCGAGCCCCUGGUGGGGUCGGCGGGGCCCUGCGAGAACUGGGGCGCCCCACCCUCCGCCUUCCCCCCAGACGGUUUCUUCCUGCACGACCGCCUCCAGCUCACGGUGCUCGGGGAAGCGCUGGAUUCAGAAGCCCACACACAGGACGCUCCGCGCUGA
This is a messenger RNA of Rangifer tarandus platyrhynchus (Svalbard reindeer), 1065 nucleotides long. The record is from the annotation of a GenBank genome assembly. Lineage: Eukaryota; Metazoa; Chordata; Mammalia; Artiodactyla; Cervidae.